CCCCGUCCUACAGCAAGCACCAAAACCACCAGCACAGCCUGGUUCCUCCUGUGGCGUUUUCCUCUUUUCUAAUGCUAUAAGCCAAUAUUCUUGCUAAAAACUGCUCCUCGGCCGAGUUCUGCCCCCUUUCCCCUCACCACACCACUUUUUUUCUCUCUUUGCCUCGCUGCUGCUGUUCUGGAAUUAGCUUGUGCUUCUCUCGUGUGCUGCUUUUUGACUACCAUAUAAAGUUGGCCAGCCGUCCCGCUCCACCCAAACCAACCACUCCUCCAACACUUUUUUGCUCUGCCCCUCACCUUUGGCUUUGCCUUGCUUUUCUCUUUUUUUCUUCAUCUCUUCCGUAAAAGCAAAAAAGAAACUCCUGCUCUGUUUUUCUCUCUUCCAGCAGACAUCUUCAUCUUCUUCAUUUUUAUAAUAUACCCCUUUCCUCUCUUCCUAUUAAACCGCAACAAUGGCCACCACCGCUGACGCCUCCAACCUGCCCGGCCGCAUUGAGACGCUCACUCCCGCCGAGGAUGAGAAGCUCCGCCAGACCUGGGCCGCCCUCUUCAAGAUCUACGAGCUCGCCGAUGGUGAGAGCUCCGUGCCCUCCACGCCCGUAGUCGAGCAGACCCCGGAGCCUGCUUCCCCGGCCUCUACGCGCCGCACCAGCCUCUUCCGCUGGCGCUCGGCUUCCAGCGCAACCACACCUGCGCCUGAGCCCGCGGCCGCUCUGGGCACCGCUGAGGACCGCUUCCACCGCGAGCUCCUCUCCAAGUAUCUUGUUGGCGAAAAGGCCAGCACCCUCAAGUCCAUCAUCAGCAACAUGUCCAAGCAGGACCAUCCUGACAGCUUGCUACUGCGCUUCCUCCGCGCCCGCAAGUGGGUGCUCGAGGACACCCUCAACAUGCUCUUCACCGUCCUCAACUGGCGCCACAAGGAGAUGCACGUUGACGACGACAUCAUGUUCAAUGGUGAGGGCAAGGCUGCCGACGAGGAAAAGAAUGGCGACGAAAAGACAAAGGCCAUUGCCAAGGGCUGGCUCGACCAGCAGCGCAUGGGCAAGAGCUUGUGGCACGGCCUCGACAAGCAGAACCGUCCCAUCAGCGUUAUCCGCGUCAAGAGCCACAACCCCAAGGCUCAGCCUCCCGAGAGUAUGGAGCGCUACAUUGUCCACCUCAUUGAGACUGCCCGUCUCUUCCUCACUCCUCCCAUCGACACUGUUUGCGUCGUCUUCAACCUUACCGGCUUCUCCCUCAGCAACAUGGACUACCACGCUGUCAAGUUUGUCAUCCAGUGCUUCCAGACCAACUACCCCGAGUGCCUCGGUGUCCUGCUCAUCCACAACGCCCCUUGGAUCUUCCAGGGCAUCUGGAAGAUCAUCCACGGCUGGCUCGACCCCGUCGUCGCCGCCAAGGUUCACUUCACCAACGGCCGCGCCGGCCUCGAGGAGUACAUUGCUUCCGACCGCCUGAUCAAGGAGCUUGGUGGUGAUGAGGAGUGGGACUUUGACUUUAUCGAGCCUGUUGACGGUGAGAACGACCUCAUGAAGGACACUGCCACCCGCGACAAGCUCCAAGAGGAGCGCCGCGUCCUCUUCGCCAAGUUUGAGGAGGUCACCCGCAAGUGGGUUGCCGCCGAGGACGAGGAGUCCCGCAAGAAGCUCAACGCCGAGCGUGUUGAGACCGCCAACGAGCUCACUGCCAACUACUGGAGACUCGACCCCUACAUCCGUGCCCGCUCCCACUUUGACCGUUGCGGCACCAUCCAGCCCGACGGCUCCCCCGUUGUCUGGUACAACCCUGUCCCUACCUCUGCCAAGAAGAGUGCCGAUGCUGCUGCCGUCGAGGAGAAGCUUGCUGAGGUCACAAUUAGCGACACCAAGGGUGCUACUGAGGUGACACAUACCGAGCAGGCUGCUGCCGUUGCUGCUGCUUAGACGGAGACUGGUGAUGAUGUAGACGUGAAGGACCGAGUUGUCUUUUUUUUUCUUUCCUGUUGUCUACGCGAUAACGACUUGUUGCUUUUCUUGCCUCUUGCACUAUGAUAUCUUUGUAUUUUCAAAUUGGGUUCUCCUGCUUUUCGUCGUUUUUGAAUAUACCAUCAUUGAAACUAGCCC
Messenger RNA from [Torrubiella] hemipterigena, 2098 nucleotides. NCBI's taxonomy places the organism in Eukaryota, Fungi, Ascomycota, Sordariomycetes, Hypocreales, Clavicipitaceae. The record is from the annotation of a GenBank genome assembly.